AUGGGUCUGCCGCCAGACGAUGUUCCGGUCAAAAAUACUGAUGACACGAAAAACAUCUCCCGCUUCAGUAAUGUUUCAAGGGUGGCUCGUAGACGUGAAGUACGACUGCGGAGUGUGUUUUAUAACCUAGAAGCUGUCAAAAACACUCGGCGAGCCACCAAUGGGAGAGCUGGCACUACAUCGAUCCGACUCGCAGUCCCCGCCAACCCGACGAAUUUUAUCGCCCUCUUCUUUGAGAAAACGACUGAUUCCCGUCGUCUGGAUUACACGGGUCUGAAGUUCGCGUAUGGAGACGGUUCUGAUGAUGAAGGAUCCUCGCUGACUACGGAACUGCCGUCGUGUGUAUACGCUGCAGCCAGAAGCCGCCUACAGCUACCUUUAGCUGCAUACGUCCAUCAGCACUCGAGGCAAUUGCACUCAGAUGUGUUGUUGGACACGUCAACGGAGCCGGAGUACCAGUGCGGGGGCUCACCGUACCGGGUGCAGCGCGCCGCCGCUAACGUCCGCGAGCGCCGACGGAUGCUGAGGUCCGGACCCAAUGGCAGUAUAAACUCGGCGUUCGAUGAACUGCGAGUACACGUGCCAACGUUCCCGUAUGAGAAGCGACUCAGCAAGAUUGACACGCUUCGACUGGCCAUCGCAUACAUUGCGUUGCUCAGAGAGGUAUUGGAAGCUGAUUAUGACCCGCUGACAUAUGUCGAAAAGUGUCUCCGUGGUGAGAUAAAAGCUGACAGAGCUCAUUGGAAUACUAGCGAUCUAACUGCGAGACUAUCGUGGAUCAACUGGGAGAAUCUCGGCGUGAAUCCUCAGCGACGCAGCGUACUCACAUCGCUUGCUCUCAGUUCAGAUAAUCUACAGUAUGGACAUAACUAA
Molecule: messenger RNA, 873 nt
Organism: Spodoptera littoralis (African cotton leafworm)
Lineage: Eukaryota; Metazoa; Arthropoda; Insecta; Lepidoptera; Noctuidae
Source: the annotation of a GenBank genome assembly